Messenger RNA from Vanrija pseudolonga, 441 nucleotides. Its product is annotated as Acyl-CoA-binding 3. Gene Ontology annotation, cellular component: cytoplasm. Gene Ontology annotation, molecular function: fatty-acyl-CoA binding. The record is from RefSeq and is a predicted model, not a curated record. Bases 68 to 388 code for a protein of 106 amino acids. Gene Ontology annotation, biological process: fatty acid metabolic process. NCBI's taxonomy places the organism in Eukaryota, Fungi, Basidiomycota, Tremellomycetes, Trichosporonales, Trichosporonaceae. The transcript is spliced from 5 exons.
CACACCAUCGCUCGUUACCACUUCUCCUCCUUCUCUACUUCUUCCAGCCCACCUUCACUCACGCACAAUGACCCUCGACACCCAGUUCGACAAGGCCGUCACCAUCGUCCGCGGCCUCCCCUCCGACGGACCCGUCAAGCCCUCGCAGGACCAGAAGCUCCAGUUCUACGGCGCCUUCAAGCAGGCCACCGAGGGUGAUGUCACUGGCCCCCGUCCUGGUGCCUUCUCCUUCGAGGCCAAGUACAAGUACGACGCCUGGAAGAAGCUCGAGGGCAAGAGCAAGGACGACGCCAAGGCCGAGUACGUUGCUCUCCUCAAGUCGGUCCUCGAGGCCAACUCGGACGACGACUCGAAGAAGUACCUCGCCGAGCUUGAGGCUGCCGCCUAAGCGCGUUACUGCUACUUACUACUGUAAUAGGAGAUGCGAGAUUAUAAAUGUUA